AUGUUUCUACAAUUGCUUUCAUAUGUUGGUAUAGCCGUUGGGUUUAUAUUCCUAGUGCUUUCAAUUGCCUCUGGGUUGUAUUACAUUUCAGAAUUAGUUGAAGAACAUACAGAACCAACUAAACGAUUCUUAACCAAAUUGAUCUAUGGGAUUAUGGUUACAUUCAUCCUACUUUUAAUAUUUGAUAAAUUUCCAUGGAAGCUAACCUUCUUUUCAAUAUUUUCAUAUUAUGUAUAUUUACAAAACCUUAAGAAAUUCCCAUAUGUUGAAUUAACUUCGCCAAUAUUUUUAAUUUCAUGUGUGUUUGUUGUUGCCAAUCACUUUUUAUGGUUUAACCAUUUCCAUUAUCCAUAUAUACCUCCAAUUGAAAUCAGAUUAAGACCUGAUUAUGAACCACCUAGAAUCCCUUCGUUUCCGGAAGUAUGUUCAUUUUUUGGUUUGUUGAUUUGGUUCGUUCCAUUUGCAUUAUUUGUAAGUUUGAGUGCACAUGAUAAUUUAUUACCUCACCAUAUUGAACUGGAUGCUUCAAUAGAAAGAAAGAAAAAGAAUGGUUUAGCCAAAGUGGUAGUGGCAAAUCUCAGAGAAUACUUGUAUACAAUAAGUAGGAAAUUGGGUUAUGAAUUAGAUCCACAACAUGGAAGACUUGCGUAG
Messenger RNA from Hemisphaericaspora subhashii, 651 nucleotides. RefSeq lists its product as uncharacterized. The record is from RefSeq and is a predicted model, not a curated record. The coding region runs from base 1 to 651 and encodes 216 amino acids. Gene Ontology annotation, molecular function: COPII receptor activity. Gene Ontology annotation, cellular component: Golgi membrane; COPII-coated ER to Golgi transport vesicle; endoplasmic reticulum membrane. The transcript has a single exon. Gene Ontology annotation, biological process: endoplasmic reticulum to Golgi vesicle-mediated transport. Lineage: Eukaryota; Fungi; Ascomycota; Pichiomycetes; Serinales; Debaryomycetaceae.